Molecule: messenger RNA, 2767 nt
Organism: Oncorhynchus nerka (sockeye salmon)
Lineage: Eukaryota; Metazoa; Chordata; Actinopteri; Salmoniformes; Salmonidae
Product: high-affinity choline transporter 1-like
Exons: 9
Coding region: 90-1739 (549 amino acids)
Biological process (GO): acetylcholine biosynthetic process; choline transport; transmembrane transport
Cellular component (GO): plasma membrane
Molecular function (GO): choline:sodium symporter activity
Source: RefSeq, a predicted model, not a curated record
UGUUCUGUCUGGGAGUGUUCAGAGUCAGUGUUCUGUUUGGGAGUGUUCAGAGUCACUGUUCUUUCUGUGAGCGUUCCCAGUGUUCCACCAUGGUUCUGAACAUUCCAGGUGUGGUUGCCAUGGCAGUGUUCUAUCUGCUGGUCCUGGGGACAGGUUUGUGGGCGGCACGGAGGUCCAGGGCUAUGGAGAAGAAAAGUACGGGAGACAAGACAGAGAUAACCUUACUGGGAGACAGGAAUAUCGGCCUGCUUGUGGGAAUAUUCACCAUGACGGCUACGUGGGUUGGAGGAGGCUUUAUCGUAGGGAUAGCAGAGGUUGUCUAUAACCCUAACCUGGGUCUGGUCUGGGCUUUCAUGCCCCUACAGAGCUCCGUCUCCUUCAUCAUCGGUGGUAUAUUCUUUGCCAAGCCGAUGAGGGAGAAGAAGUAUGUUACUAUGAUGGAUCCCUUCCAGAUCAAGUAUGGGAGAGUAGUGAGUGGAGCUCUGGUGUUCCCUGCCCUUGUAAUGGAUGCACUGUGGGUCGCCUGCACACUCGUCGGACUAGGUGGCACCAUGAGUGUGAUUCUGGACCUGCCCUACUCCUACUCUGUGGGGAUUUCUGCAGUGGUGGCCAUCAUCUACACUCUACUGGGAGGACUCUACUCUGUAGCCUACACUGACGUUAUCCAGCUCAUCCUCAUCUUCUUCAGUCUGUGGCUGUGUGUCCCGUUCCUCAUGGCCAACCCAGUGGUGGGUGACAUCACCCAGACAGCCUUCAACCACACCUACCAGGCCCCCUGGCUGGGACACAUGGAGAAGGAGAAGGUCUUCAAGUGGGUUGAUGACUUCUUAUUGGUGGCGUUGGGUAGCUUGUCUUUCCAGUGUUUCCACCAGAGGACGCUUUCGGCCUCUUCCUCGUUUAACGCCCAGGUCACCUGCUUCGCGGCUGCUGCCAUGGUCCUCAUCCUGGGGAUCCCCUCUGUCCUGGUCGGGGCUGUGGCCGCUUCCACAGACUGGAACCUGACAUCGUACGGGUCUCCGUCUCCGUAUGAGCGCAACGAGACGGGAUUGGUGCUCCCCAUCGCCCUGCAGCACCUGGCUCCGCCCUACGUGUCCGUCAUCGGCAUCGGGGCCAUCGCCGCCGCAGUGAUGUCAUCCGUGGACUCUGGCCUGCUCAGCUCCGCCUCCAUGUUCUCCUCCAACAUCUACAAGAACAUCAUCAGGAAGCAGGCCUCAGACAGGGAGAUACAGUGGGUGAUCCGUGUGUCGGUGGUGGUGGUGGGGCUGUGUGGGAUGGCCCUCACUCUCCUCCACAACAGUACCUUUGCCCUGUGGAUCCUGGCGUCUGAUCUCUCCUACACCAUCAUCUUCCCUCAGCUCAUCUGCGUCCUCUUCUUCCAGGUCUCCAACGGCUAUGGAGCCGUGGUGGGAUACCUCGUAGGGGGCCUGAUGAGAGUCCUCUGUGGGGAGCCCAUCUUCAACCUCGCCCCUGUCCUCCACUUCCCUGGAUGCACCCUGGAGGACGGUGUCUACGUCCAGCGCUCCCCCAUCAGGACCAUAUGUAUGCUUCUGGCCCUGGCGGCCAUCUUGGGUUUCUCCUGGCUGGCUCAGCUGAUGUUCAAUAAGGUCUGGUUGCCCGAGAGGUGGGAUGUGUUCCAGGUGAAGUUCCAUACUUUGCCACUUGGUGGCGCCAGAGAAAUGAAAGAGAAGGAGGAGGAUGGUGCAGUCUCUGAGCCAAUGCUUGACACCACAAAGUGUUAAAGUUUUGAUCAACCUACCCUUACAGGCCGGUUUCCCAGACACUUCCCUGGACUACAAAGCACUUUGUUUUUGAGCAUAUUUUUUGUUUAUUGGACAAGAUAGAGAAAGGAAAGAUCUAUUGAACAUCCAAAUCAUUCUAAAGAAGGCUAUUUAAAAUCAAUUGUGUAGCUCAAUUAAGUUACUUAUAUGAUUUGAACAUAAAGCGUGAAAAAGGCUGUAACAUCGGUACCACUGACUUGCAUUGGAUUUGUUCCACAAAAGCAUGGAUUGCGGUCGUACCUUGUCCAUAGGCUGAUUACAGGGUAAAGCAAUCAAUCCUAUUAUGUCACUUGGGUGAACUCUCUCUUUAGUCUAGGCGUAGGCUUAAUGAUCUGUGUCUGCUAAACUUCAUUACCUCAUCCCCAGACUAACUCAUCCCCACCAGAUUACCUCAUCCCCACCAGAUUAGCUCAUCCCCACCAGAUUAGCUCAUCCCCACCAGAUUACCUCAUCCCCACCAGAUUACCUCAUCCCCACCAGAUUACCUCAUCCCCACCAGAUUACCUCAUCCCCAAUCCUAACUGGAGCCAUUAAGGGGUGGAACUAAGAUCAGACCUCUUAUCAGUGGUUAUUUAGAGGCAUUUUCUAGCCUACCUACUCUCCAUAUCAUACUGAAAGUCAUGUGAUGCUCACUUGAGAGGAUCUUGGUGAUAACAUUUUAUAUACACUUUGACAUAAACAAUUUCCCUACCUAUUCAUAGUUAAAAUGGUCAUGGUGAAUUGAUUUGCCUUGUUGUGAAAAUGUCUCUUUUUCUCAAUUUGGGGAAACUGUUUUUUUACAUCUUCACUGUUGUAAAGACAUCUGUGGUUUAAAGGGUUGGAUGAUUCAGCGACGCUUAGAGAACAAGGAGCUCCAGGAAAGUCUAGGCCCACUAGGAGGGAGGGGUAUACUACCCCAUUAUACUAGGUGGUGGGGUAUACUACCCCAUUAUACUAGGAGGGAGGGGUAUACUACCCCAUUAUACUAGGAGGGAGGGGUAUACUACCCC